CUCUCUAUCGGCACCUCAUCUCACUCCCACACUGCCACUCAGCUCCUACACUUGAGCCACUUCACUGCAUCUAACUAGCGCGCAUCCUUCAGACAUCCCACCGAUCCCUCUCCUGACGAUGUCGACGGUUACCCGCGCCUACCUCGACCAGAGGCUCGCCGUCGCCAAGCGCUGCUCCAGAGACGCUGCCAUGGCGGGAGCCAAGGCGGCGGCGGUCGCCACCGUCGCAGCCGCAGUCCCCACGCUGGCAAGCGUGAUGAUGCUGCCGUGGGCGAGGGCGCACCUCAACCCCACCGGCCAGGCGCUCAUCAUCUCCACCGUCGCCGGGAUGGCAUACUUCAUCGUGGCCGACAAGACCAUCCUGUCCAUGGCCAGGAAGCACUCGUUCGAGGGUGCGGCGGACCACCUCAAGAACACCUCCUUCCACUAAUUAGGCACUUGCUUCGUAGUUAAUUAGUGCGCAAUAAACUGUACGACGUUCCCGUACGUGUCUGCUGAAAAGCUAGUACUUAUAAUAUUCAGCACUUAUCUCAUAACUAGGACAAUUGCCUGUGCGUUGCUACGGGUAACAAAAUAUUUGAAUUUUG
This is a messenger RNA of Lolium perenne, 587 nucleotides long. The record is from RefSeq and is a predicted model, not a curated record. Lineage: Eukaryota; Viridiplantae; Streptophyta; Magnoliopsida; Poales; Poaceae.